AUGUCCCCGAGUUUUCAACGUAUCGGUUCCGUGCAUGCUCAUGUACCUCUUUACAAUGCACCUCCGGUUCAUAUUGAGCCGGAACACUUCUCGGACGAUGAAGCGAGUCCCGGAUGUUUCUCAAGGUCAAUCCCCUUCGUCUCAACCCCAUGCUAUAAUUGUGAAGACUUUUCGAGAGUAUCCUCGCUGUUUCGCUUCGAAUCCUUCUCCAAGUUUGGCGUUCUUGUCCAUGUUCUUGCUCCUCCGCUCGAUGAUACUCUCCCUUAUCACCGUGCACCGAUUGAUAUUGUAAUCGUGUUGGAUGUCGGUGGUAGCAUGGCAAGCAAGUCGAUACUUCGAAGCGUCUUAAUCCUACCACUUAGGAGAAUGUCCGAAAGUGGCCGUGAAGAUGCCACAAGUGUCAUCGACUCUCUUUCGCAAUUGGUGGAACUAAUAUUGUUGCGGGACUCAAGAAAGGGGCUCGGGGAGAGAAUGGAAACCGGGGAGUUAUAUGAACGCUCCGGACGUGCAUAUGUUCUCUCAAGAAUGAGUUCUCAUUCAUGGAAAAGGGCUGCAAUUAGGGGUCACUCAAUGUCAAUUUCAUCCGGUGGGAACUCGGAUAUGAGUACUACCACUAGCUAUGAAACACCGUCUAUGACCGAGCAUGGUAUUGAAGUCCCAAAUUCGAACUUUGCACAUGUAGAGUAG
Messenger RNA from Dovyalis caffra, 687 nucleotides. The record is from the annotation of a GenBank genome assembly. Lineage: Eukaryota; Viridiplantae; Streptophyta; Magnoliopsida; Malpighiales; Salicaceae.